AUGCUUUUACUAUUCUUGAUACACGUAAGUUUUGGGCUCCUCUGUGAGAACAUGUUUGAUCAAGCCUAUGAUCUCAAAGAUGUUAUCGCUCAACAAAUUAUUCCAGAAAAUUUGAGCUCAGAGUAACCUUUAUUUAGUUGCAUUUUGACAUAUAUUCAAAAAGGAUCUUGGGAUGAAGCUGAGUAUUUAAUCUCUAAAGCGGACGAAUCUAAAGUCGAAUUAAAAUCAGUUACAAAUUUCUUGCAAAACUAUAAGAGAUAUUUAGCAAGAUUGUCCAACUUAUUUAAUGUAGAAAAAGAUCCACAAUUAAUAAGACCAAGCUUCAGAUGGGCACAGUCAACGACUCAUAUAUAUCUUGAUAUCAAAUUUUCUCACAGAAUGGAUGCUGCAGGAUGCAAUGAAGUUUAUGAUAAAGUUAUUGAUGUGAAAAAUGAUCAUAUUGAGUUUAUGGCUAAGUGCAUACAUUCAAACCAUAAGCUAAAGUUUGAGCUUUAUUUGCCACUUUUUGAAGCCAUUGAUCCUGAAGGAACUGAGACUAAUGAAAUCUUGACUGGAAGAAUAGAAAUUAAGCUUGCUAAAACAACAGCGCCUAGUGUAUGGCCACAGGUUUAUUCAGGAGAAAAGCCGUCAAGUAUGUCAACUUGGUGGGAUAUGCAAGAGCAGUUUAAAGAAGAAAUAAAACUAUUUCAAGAAGCAACACCUUUAAGUUAA
This is a messenger RNA of Blepharisma stoltei, 711 nucleotides long. NCBI's taxonomy places the organism in Eukaryota, Ciliophora, Heterotrichea, Heterotrichida, Blepharismidae. The record is from the annotation of a GenBank genome assembly.